Belonocnema kinseyi is the source of this 2542-nucleotide messenger RNA. It is a transcript of the gene ast, whose product is annotated as protein asteroid. Bases 118 to 2400 code for a protein of 760 amino acids. Gene Ontology annotation, molecular function: nuclease activity. NCBI's taxonomy places the organism in Eukaryota, Metazoa, Arthropoda, Insecta, Hymenoptera, Cynipidae. The transcript has 2 exons. The record is from RefSeq and is a predicted model, not a curated record.
CACGAUCAAACACCACGUUCUUGUGAGUGUUUGUCAACAUGACAACUUGUAAAAAAGUGUGACUUUCGUGCAGAAACUGUGUGAAACUCGAUAAAAUAAGUGAAAUAGCGGUUAACAAUGGGAAUUCCUGGAUUAACGACGUAUAUCGCUCAACGAUCAGAUGUACAUUUGCAACCUUUUGAGCUUCACGACACAUAUCUCGUAAUCGACGGCAAUGCUCUAGCUUCGCAAUUGUACAUUAAAUAUGCAAAGUGCAAUUGUGCCUUCGGAGGGGAUUACGAUAAAUAUGCCCGAAGCAUUGAGGAAUUUUUUGACAGUCUUUCAAAAUGUAACAUAACCCCUUUAGUUUUGAUAGACGGAGGAUGUGAGGAGAAAAAAAUUCAAACUGUUCGUAAACGAAUUAGGGACAAGGUAUCAUCUGCCUACGGCUACAAUCCAUCAACCCAGCGUCGCAACAAGUUCUUCCCUCUUCUCCUAAAAGAAGUCCUGAAGGAAGUAAUGACAAAAAAGGGUGUCCGAUACAUCCAAACUCUCUUUGAAGCAGACGACGACAUAGCAGCCACUGCUCGAAUUCUCAACUGUCCAGUUCUCAGUUACGACUCUGAUUUCUAUAUCUACGACGUGACCUACAUCCCCUUCAACACCCUUGAUCCUUUCCUCGUUAAGAACCGAAGAGGCCAAGGUUACUUGAAGCAGUGCCGCGUCUACAAAGUUGAAACUCUCCUCAACCAAUUCAAAGGCCUCGAUCGAUCUGUCCUCCCUCUAGCCGCAACUUUGCUCGGAAAUGACUACGUAAAACGCAGCACCUUCAAGGACUUCUUCUGCCACCUAAGACUCUCGAAAACCACCAAGAGAAAAUACAACGAGCAACAGCGCCGCAUUGAAGCAACUUUCAACUGGCUGAGCAAACACUCUCUGAAUGCCGCGAUUGUCCAAAUUCUCGCGCGACUUCCUCAAGAUUCUCGCAAGAAGGUUCUGGAAGUGAUCGAGAUGAUCGUCAACGUCUACACAACUGUCGAUCCCAAGAUUCUCCUUCCCCUCGGUUUCCCGGAGCAAUUCAUCGCCGAAAUGAUCAGCAAGUUCAAAACCGAGCCUUUCAAAUUCCAGGAGGAUGUCAACAACCUCCGACCUGUCGAGGAACCUCCAGAAGACGACGAGUCGGAAAUGAGUGACGUGGAGGAGGAAGAGGAGGAGAAGGAUGAGAGCGAUCAGGAGUUCCGGUACAACCCCAACAUCCAGAAGGUCGCACCGCCCUGGUUCAUCCAAGAGUUCAACAUGGGCAGAUACGCCUCUUAUUUCAUCGACAUCCUCACCCGGAGGUUUUAUGUCUGUCCGCCACAGAUUGAAGAUUACUCGCAUCCAGCAGCGAUCACAAUCAGCCUGAAAAUCGUGGGCGUCAUCUACGGACUGUUGACCAAGGGACUGGAAGGUCCAAAGAUUCUUGAGUAUCUCUGCCGAGGGAAACACAAAAACAUGAUGGUGGGCCAGAUCGAGGCCCAGGAUCAGAUGUUCGGCUGUGAUUUGCCAACUCUUUUCACCCUCCGCGAUCUGCCGCCGAUCAUUCGCAAGAGAAUGUUGGAGGAGACUCUCGGGAUUCCCGAGUUUGCUCUCGAAACGUUUCCUAAUGAAUGGAAGCUUUAUGCAGCGACUGCGACUUAUUGGAUGGCUCAGCAGCAAGAACCUUCGGGAACAAACUGCCACUUGUAUUCCCUGCUUUUCACGAUGCUCUUCAGCCUCCUGGAUCAGAGGAUUGGAUACCAGAGAUCUGAGCAGUACUUUCAUCAGAGGUACGGAGCCGAGCUCAACGCUAUUUUGUUGAACAGGAGGGGUUUGCUGUUUACACAAAUUCCUCAGGACUUGACUGUUUAUCAGGCUUACUGCGAAGUCACCGUAGAAGAUUGUCUCCUCGCGGCGCCCUUUUUCCUGAGCAAUUUUGAGAUUGACAAGAAUUUGUUCACAAAUCCGAAGAAGUUCAAUGUCUCGAUUGUGCAUGCUUUCGCGCAGUUUCAAGUUUGCAUGAGACACAGCUUGCAUCUGAAUGCUCUGCUUGGGUUUCCGUAUCAACAGACGAGGGUUGCGGAGUUGUAUAAUGGGACCUUGUUGUACAACUUGUAUAACAAUUUUAAGGGAAGAAAUGAUAUUGAUGCUUAUGUCUUUCAUCUGCUGCAGCAUUCGCCGACACUGCUGAGACUUUUUAACAUUUUGUUGGCUCAUGUGAAGGGACUUUUGGCGCAGAAUGUUCUGGAUAAUAGGGUGAAUAGUGGAAGGAGGAGGAAAAGGAGAAAUAGGGGCAAGAAGGAGGAGGAGGAAGUUCUGGAGGAUUUGGAACCAAAGGAGGUUUUUUCCUCUUUUCACGAUGCUAAUAAUCGAUUUUCAAUGCUCGGGCGAUAUCAGUUUUAAUUUCUCAUCAAGUGAUACUCUUCUCGUCAUUGUAUAUAUGUACUUUCAUCUGAUUAUGAUUUUAUCAAUUCGGGAUUUGAGAUUCUGUGUAUAUAAUUUUCAGAUUGAUGCAGAGUUAAUAAACUCUUUUGUUAGCUUGCGA